Messenger RNA from Iphiclides podalirius (scarce swallowtail), 3819 nucleotides. Lineage: Eukaryota; Metazoa; Arthropoda; Insecta; Lepidoptera; Papilionidae. The record is from the annotation of a GenBank genome assembly.
AUGUGUACCUUAUUGGAGAAAUUCGAUGAACACGACGGACCCGUGCGUGGCGUCUGUUUUCACAUCCAACAGCCCUUAUUUGUAUCCGGAGGAGAUGAUUAUAAGAUAAAGGUAUGGAAUUACAAACAAAGAAGAUGCCUCUUUACUUUACUUGGACAUCUGGAUUACAUACGCACCACAUUCUUCCACCAUGAAUAUCCUUGGAUCUUAAGUGCUUCAGAUGACCAGACUAUUAGGAUAUGGAACUGGCAAUCUAGACAAUGCAUCUGUGUUCUCACUGGUCAUAACCAUUAUGUCAUGUGUGCACAAUUCCAUCCUACAGAGGAUCUUUUAGUGUCUGCAUCAUUGGACCAGUCAGUUAGAGUCUGGGACUUUUCUGGCCUUAGGAAUAAGAGUGUUGCACCUGGUCCAACAGGCUUAGCUGAACAUUUGAGAAAUCCACAAGCUACCGAUCUCUUUGGACAGGCUGAUGCAAGUGUAAAGCAUGUGUUAGAAGGUCAUGAUCGUGGGGUGAACUGGGCUUCAUUCCACCCCACUCUGCCCCUAAUUGUGUCUGCUGCGGAUGACCGUCAGGUUAAACUUUGGAGGAUGAAUGAUGCUAAGGCUUGGGAAGUGGACACAUGUCGCGGUCACUACAACAAUGUUUCAUGCGUUCUAUUUCACGCCAAACACGAACUCAUCCUAUCUAACAGUGAAGACAAGUCCAUCCGGGUGUGGGAUAUGACCAAACGCACAUGUUUGCACACAUUCCGCAGAGAACAUGAGAGGUAUUGGGUGUUGGCAGCACAUCCAAGUUUGAAUUUAUUUGCAGCCGGCCACGACGCUGGAAUGAUCCUGUUCAAGUUGCAACGCGAACGCCCUGCCUACGCUGUGCACAACAACAUGUUGUUUUACAUCAAAGACAGACAACUACGGAAGCUGGACAUGCAGACGAACAGAGAUUCGCCGGUGAUGCAAAUCAAAGGCGGCGGACGUCACCAGCCAUACAGCAUGUCGCUGAACCACGCCGAGUGGUGCGUGCUGGUGAACUGGCGAGUGGGCGACAACCACUCGUACGAGCUGUACGCCGCCCCGAGGGAGUCUGGGGAGGCGCCGUCAGCAGAGCCCGCCCGUGGGCAAGCCACCACCGCCGUCUGGGUGGCGAGGAACCGCUUUGCGGCCCUGGAGAAGAACAACCAGCUGGUGAUCAAGAACCUGAAGAACGAGGUGUCGAAGAAGAUCGCGACGCCCACCUGCGAGGAGAUCAUGUACGCUGGCACCGGGAUGCUGCUACUCAGGGAGCCGGAUUGCGUCCAACUCCUGGACGUCCAGCAGAAGCGCACUGUGGCCUGUGUGAAGGUGGGCAAGUGCCGCUACGCGAUCUGGAACAGCGACAUGUCCCUCGUGGCGCUACUGGGCAAGCACACGGUGACGCUGUGCACCCGCCGCCUGGAGCAGCUCUGCUCCAUCACCGAGGGCGCCAGGGUCAAGUCCGGGGCCUUCGACGACUCCACGCCGCAGCCGGUCUUCAUCUACACGACGGCCAACCACAUCAAGUACUGCUGCAAGGACGGUGACUACGGCAUCAUCCGAACCCUGGACGUGCCGGUCUACGUGGUGAAGGUGGUGGCGAGCGAGACAGGUGCUCGCGUGGUCUGCCUGGACAGAGAGUGCCGGCCCAAGGUGCUAAGCAUCGACCCAACUGAGUACAGGUUUAAACUGGCGCUGGUGAGCCGGCAGUACGAUCAGGUGCUGCACAUGGUGCGAACCGCCAAGCUCGUCGGCCAGAGCAUCAUCGCCUACCUGCAGGAGAAAGGCUACCCCGAAGUCGCUUUGCAUUUCGUGAAGGAACCGCGCACCAGGUUGUCGCUGGCGUUGCAGUGCGGGAACAUUGAGGUGGCCUUGGAAGCGGCCAAGAGCCUGGACGAGCCAGACGCCUGGGACGAGCUGGCCAAAGCCGCCUUGGACACGGGGAAUCACCAGAUCGUGGAGAUGUGUUACCAGCGCACGAAGAACUUCGACAAGCUGUCCUUCCUCUACCUGAUCACCGGCAACCUGGAGAAGUUGAGGAAGAUGAUGAAGAUUGCAGAGAUCAGGAAGGACGUGUCCUCUCAGUUCCAGGGGGCGCUGUUGCUCGGUGACGUCAGAGAGAGGAUACGACUCCUGAAGAAUGCUGGACAGAUCUCCUUGGCGUACUUGACGGCGGUAAACCACAAGCAGGCCGAGGAGGCGGAGCAGCUGAAGGCAACGCUGGACGCGGCCGGCCUCCCGAUACCGGAGCCGAAUCCCGACGCGGUGUUCCUCAGGCCGCCGCUGCCCGUGCACAGGGCCCAGCCCAACUGGCCGCUGCUGGCCGUAUCAAAGAGCUUCUUCGAGGUGGCCGGCGGGGCGAGGGCGGGUGGGGACGCGGGCGUGGCAGCGGUGGCAGCCAGCGCCAACGACGAGCCUCUCGAGGCGGCCGGGGCGUGGGGCGACGAGGAUGACGUCCUCAACGAGAACAAGGAGGAGGGUGAGGAACCGAUGGAGGACGCGUGCGAUGACGGUGGAUGGGACGUCGGUGACGAGGACCUGGAUCUGCCCGAGGAGUUGGCACCAGUUUCCGCUGACAUCGACGGCGGGGACGAGGCGACCGCUUAUUUCGUGGCCCCAUCUCGUGGCCCCGCCGCCGCCCUCGCCCGCCUCCGCACCGCACAUGACCACAUCGCGGUGGGCCAGUUCGAGAUCGCUUGCAGGCUGCUGAACGAGCAGGUGGGCGUGGUGAACUUCGUGCCGUACGCGGACACGUUCCUGGCGAGGUACGCGCGCGCGCGCGUCAUGUUCGGCGCGCUGCCCGGCCUGCCGCCGCUGCCCGCCGCGCUGCACCGCAACUGGAAGGAGGCCAGCGGCGCCGAGUUGCUGCCCGUCGUCACGAUGAAACUGAACGAGCUGGUGGCGCAGCUGCAGCAGUGCUACCAACUGACGACCGCCGGCAAGUUCGCCGAGGCGAUAGAGCGUCUGCAGCGGAUCGCGCAGAGCGUGCCCAUCCUGCAGCUCGACACCAAGCAGGAGCUGGCCGAGGCGCAGCAGCUGCUGGCCAUCUGCAGGGAGUACCUGCUCGGCCUGCAGAUGGAGACGGCGCGGAAGGCGAUGCCGAAGAGCACGCUCGAGGAGCAGAAGCGCACCUGCGAGAUGGCCGCCUACUUCACGCACUGCAAGCUGCAGCCGGUGCACCAGAUGCUGACGCUGCGCACGGCGCUCAACAUGUUCUUCAAGCUGCGCAACUUCCGCACGGCCGCGUCGUUCGCGCGCCGCCUGCUCGAGCUGGGCCCGCGGCCCGAGGUGGCGCAGCAGGCGCGCAAAGUGCUCCAGGCCUGCGAGAAGACGCCCACCGACGAGCACCAGCUGCUCUACGACGAGCACAACCCGUUCAGCGUGUGCGCCGCCAGCUACCGGCCGAUAUACCGCGGCCGGCCCGAGGAGCGCUGCCCGCUGUGCGGCGCGAGCUUCUCGCCCGAGCACCGGGGGCGUCUGUGCCCCGUUUCCAGAGGUAGGGCGCCGUCUCGCUCGCGCGCCGCGCCGCCGGGCGGCCGCGGCGUCGUGCCGUCCCGCUCGCGCGCGCCCACCGCCCCGCGCCCCUCCCGAUCGGCGCGCCCCUCCCCCUCCCGCCCGGCGCGCUCCCCCUGCUCGCCCGCGCCAUGCGCCUGCCGCUCGCCCGCGUGCGGCUUCUGGUCGACGAGCAGCAACUGGGCGGCUCGUUUGUCGGCGCCCGCGUCAGGUCCUUGGAGGUUUUCGAGGGGAGACAUUGAUCGGGGAGGGAAAAUGAGCGGCUCCCGCCAUAGUGAACGGGGAGGGGGGCACGUA